UGCUGAAGGGUGGGAUGCGUUUGAGUAAAGGAACAUUUACGCAGCUCGGAAUGUUAUACGAGCCACAGGACACAGUAUAUAUGUGUGUAGAAAUAUAUAUAAUGUAGAAAUGAGUUACUGAAUAAGACAAUGCAACGUUUUAGCUUCUCGCUUCUUGGAAAGCUUCCGGUUGAAGGCGAGACUUUCUGACUGCACAUGCGCUAUAGGCGGUGCCCUGGGGUUCCACUGCGCAUGCGCGGCACUGGCGCCGUAAAGAAAAUGAAUGCAGGGGAAGGACGAAGUCAUGGUACUGCAGUAACACAACCACUGGAGAUGACCAAGGGCAGUGGCAGAGCCAGAGAAGGACGGAACAGACGAGAGAGAUGUCCAGUCUGAGGAAAAAAUAGACGGUAUGGGCAGUUAGUCUCACUCUGGAAGGUCUGGUCACUGUGUCUGUGUUUGUGUAUAGAGGUCAGAGGUCAUGGGGGAGGACUUUGGGGUUUUUGUGGACUGGUCGCUGAUGGGCGAUGUGUCCAAUGAUGCAGCACCAGGAAAAACCGAAUACACGGACGUCAAAGAGCGAAAGCGCCACGCCCGCUCGGGUCAGUGGGUGAAGAGCCACUCACAGCGAGCGCUGGUGUACCGGCGCCUCAUUAAAGCGCUGCCAUGCCGCUCGGUCACGCCGGACGCUAGCGUCUACCAGACCGCCGCGGUAAAACAGACCAAACAUGACGGUGCUACAGGAGCAAAACAGCACGGUGACAUGCUGACCGUACCUUUGCCUGAGUUCGCGUCCGGAGCUCCUGUUCCAAGUUACUGUUUAAAGCCAGAGUCCGCCAGCUCAGUGGGCACAGUUUUGGAGUCUCUAGCAUCUGAAUUUCCAGAUGUUUCCUACUGCCCACUCUUACCGGCCGUCACUGCGCUGCUGCUUCACUGGAGCUCGGACGAGGCUCAGUGUUUCGAAGCUGUGGCUCGAUUGUUAGCGACAACGCAGCAGCAGCGCAUGCUACACCAGACCUUCCUGGCUCAUCGAGCUUCCUGCAUGACCUUUGGUGACCUGGCACGCAAGCACUGCCCGGCUGCUCACCAGCAUAUCGUUUCCUUGGCAACGGAAAAGAAGGAAGACGCAGCGGAGGUGUACGGAGACUGGCAGCGCUGGGUGUUCGGUGAUCUCCCCUUCUCCCAUGCCGCCCGGGUCAUGGACGUCUUCCUGGUGGAAGGGUUUAAAGUGCUGUACAGAGUGGCACUGGCCCUGCUCAAGCUCUACAGGAAGCAGAAACUGGACAAGAGCACCAGCAGGAAGGACGCAGGCGGGGUCAGGGACGACAUGCGAGAGUUCGUGAAGUCCAUCGCGAGCAGCGUGAGUCCUGAUAAGCUGAUGGAGAAAGCCUUCGCUAUAAGGCUCUUCAGCAGAAAGGAGAUCAACCUGCUGCAGCUGGCCAAUGAGAAAGCUCUCCAGCAGAAAGGCAUCACCGUCCAGCAGAAGAGGUUUAAUGUUGACCUGACGGUGAAUGUGGACAGUUUCUGCUCGGACAUCAUCAGUGUGAAGGAGAUCAGGGAUGUGUGGUCAUGGAUUCCUGAACGAUUCGCUCUGUGUCAGCCUCAGCUACUGUUCAGCACCUCCACACAUGGCUGCAGCCUCAACCGGUUUUAUUCACACUGUGAAGGACAUGAACCCACACUACUGCUGAUCAAAACUACUGAAGGAGAGGUGUGUGGGGCAUUCCUAUCCACAGACUGGGAAGAGAGGAAGCGAGGAGGAAACACACUGAGCUUUUUUGGGACAGGCGAGUGUUUUGUCUUUAAGAUGAAGCCUGAGAUGGAGAGGUAUGAGUGGGUCAUCAUUAAACAUCCGGAGUUGGCGAGCUCUUCGUCUGAUCGUACGGCUGAUGCUAACGCUCCAGAUGAGAACAUACACUCACUUCCCGUGGAGGCUCCGCCCAACUCUGGGACUGAUUCCACCCACCUCUCACCAUUCCUUGCUGCCCGACACUUUCACCUGAACGCUCGCAACACCUCCAUGUUCAUGGCUGGAAACUUUGACUCUGUCAUCAUCGGAGGUGGUGAAGGGAACGCUCUGUAUUUGGACUCGGAGCUGAAUUACGGCCGGACGGCUUCAUGCUCCACCUUCGACAAUCCACCACUCUGCUCUGAGAACUUCCAGAUAGCAGUUCUGGAGGUCUGGGGCUUCCAUGACGCCAUGGCAACCUAACAACCAAUUAAAACAUCGGGAGAGACCAGAGAGAGAGGGAGGGGGAGAGAGAGAGAUAAAGCCAUAAUUACAGAUCUCUAUAUCGUUAUGUUAUGCAGAUGGAUGUAUGGAGACACAUCCUGAUAAUCCUGAGCCUGCUGUCCACUUCACUGUCCACUUCACAGUGCACUACAUUUGGACAAGUUCCUACAUAAAACCCAGCAGCAGAACAAUAAGUCCCAUUUCUCUCCAGUACAAUAUCAGUGUCUACAUACAGCUUCCUGUUUUCUACUCUUCAUUAUCUGUGUCACUUCCUGUGAAGGAACUAUUUCUGAGUUAAUGAUCACGGUAAAUUGCCAUACUGACAUCUCACCACACCUCUGUCCAGCAUCAUCAGCGUGUUUCUUCUUAAACACAGCAUCACUCUAUCACAGUGUAAUAUCAGACUGAUGUACUCAUCACACCCUGGACUGAAGCCUCUACACAGUACCCACAAUGCACUGCAAUCUAUCAUAGAUCUAUAUCAUUUGUUAUUACAUGUUAUAACACUCGUUAUAGCGAGUUCAUGCUAGUUUCAGAAAUGUUCUUUAUUCCUGGUUUGGAUCAUAUCACCAUGCUCUGUGAAUGCUGUGUGGAUUUUAGAUUAACAUUAGAUAAAUAUUCCAUGUGUAGAUUUGCCAAAUCCUCAUUUUAUCAAACUGGCUUGGUGUUUGUGUGUGUGUGUGUGUGAUCAUGUGUGUGUUAGUAAUGUAAUGUGUAUGAACAUAUCAUUAAAAUUGUAAUUGUUUAAAUGGUAAAGUCUUAAUGAUGAAUGGUGAAAGAUGAUGUGUGUGUGUGUGUGUGUGUGUGUUCAGCAGUGUUAUUCUUGUGUAUAUCAUCCAUGUUAAGCACAUGACUGCAUCAGAAAUGUGAAUAAUGUGUGUAAUAAAGUGUUUAGAGCAAACAUUCAA
Hemibagrus wyckioides is the source of this 3120-nucleotide messenger RNA. RefSeq names its product TBC1 domain family, member 24 (gene tbc1d24). Lineage: Eukaryota; Metazoa; Chordata; Actinopteri; Siluriformes; Bagridae. Bases 461 to 2191 code for a protein of 576 amino acids. The record is from RefSeq and is a predicted model, not a curated record. The transcript has 8 exons.